AUGGAUACAGAGAGGGUACCAAGAUCUAUUCUUGAUAAUGAAGAAGGUUCAACAUUUUUGAGAAUGUUAAUUACAAAAAAAAUGGCUAUACGUGGUAUGAAACUGACACAGUAUGAUCGUGAUAAAACAUCAUUAUGUAUCAUAGUUAUUCGUUCAACAACAAAUAAAUUUAUUAAGACACAAGAUGUUUUAUCGUAUAAUGACGAAUAUUGGCACCAUCUACAUGUUCAUUAUGACGGCAAGGAUAAAUAUCCUGAUGCUAUUACCAAUAUAAAACUAGUUUAUGCACUACAAGACAAAUUGAGAGUGCUUGAAGAAUUGAGUAAAAGUCAAAAGGAUGGUCUUAAAAUAUGGGAAAACAAAGACAACUGGAAUAGUGUGAAUCCUACUCGGUUUGGCAACGUGGCAGUUCGAAAUAGUUCACGCUGCCUAAUUACAAAAGAUAUUGACGUCAAUCAAUUAAUAAAUAAAAUAGCUCAACAAAUUAGUGCGUCGACAUCUGAUGAAUCUGAAGAACUUGCGUCUAAUGAAUCAGCAGAAUUCACGUUGAACGAACCUGAAGAAUCGACAUCUGAUAAGCCUGAAGAAUCCCACUAA
Rotaria sp. Silwood2 is the source of this 597-nucleotide messenger RNA. Lineage: Eukaryota; Metazoa; Rotifera; Eurotatoria; Philodinida; Philodinidae. The record is from the annotation of a GenBank genome assembly.